UAUUUUCUGAACUAUUAAACAACUCGCCACUCAGCUGUUCCUUCCUCGCAGAUUGAACAUAACCUCAAAUUAAAUCUUUAUCCGUAAACAACAUACAGCAGCACUUCAGUUUCUUUUUGUCGCUUCAAUAAUCAUUUUCUUAUCAUCUAUGCAUGUUAUUAGAAGUAAGCUGAAGUUUCUUCAAUUUUGAAUUGUUAUAAGAAUGGGAAAAUCUUCCAAAGAUAAACGUGAUAUUUACUAUCGCCUUGCGAAAGAAGAAGGAUGGCGUGCUCGAAGUGCUUUCAAACUUAUACAAAUUGCUGAAACUUUUGAUAUAUUUCAAGGUGUUACAAAAGCAGUUGAUCUUUGUGCUGCACCCGGGAGCUGGAGCCAAGUUUUGGCAAAAAAACUUCGUGAGAAACAGCCAGAUGCUGACAUCACGAUUGUUGCAGUUGACCUGCAAGCGAUGGCUCCACUGCCAGGUGUUAUUCAAAUACAGGGUGACAUAACACAAGUUUCAACCGCUCAAGCAAUAAUUAAUCACUUUGAAGGCGAAAAUGCUGACUUGGUGGUCUGUGACGGAGCUCCUGAUGUGACGGGAUUACACGAUAUGGAUGAAUACAUUCAAGCUCAAUUAUUGUUGGCUGCCUUAAAUAUCACCACUCACAUUCUGAAGAAAGGAGGAAAGUUUGUUGCCAAAGUGUUCCGAGGUCGAGACAUUAAUCUGCUAUAUUCACAAUUGAGACUUUUGUUCCCGAGAGUAACUGUUACAAAGCCAAGAAGCUCCCGCAACUCUAGUAUUGAGGCAUUCGUUGUUUGCCAAGACUAUGAUCCACCCGAGGGUUUCAAACCGUCCAUGACUAAUCCACUGAUGGACAAUUCAAGCUGCGAUUGGUCAAAACUAGUUGGAGUCAAUAAGGAGAUAGUGCCUUUCUUGGCUUGUGGCGAUUUGAGUGGAUUCGAUUCCGACAUGACGUAUCCCUUACCAGCCGAUGCAGAUGGAAACUACAACUGCCUGAUGCCGGUGCAAGGGCCGAUCGAUCCGCCCUAUGAAGAAGCCAUUGCUGUGGCUCGUGCAGGCAACAACACUUCUGAAUAAACUUAGCAAGUACUAAGUAAUAGCUGGUUCAGUGCAUACAAAUAACAACAUUCAUAAGGGUUUCAUCAGCAAACCUAAUCAAUUAUCUGAAGAAAGGUAAUUGGUUAGAAAUAUUCCACUAUCUUAUGAAAUCAAAAUACCAUAUAGUUGUAAAUGGUAGAUUUCAAUCAUUUUCAUGAUUUUAAAUCAAUUUGUAACUGCUCAAUAUCUGUUCAAUUAGCUAUGAUUUAAAACCAAUAUGAACCUGAAAAUGGAACUAUAUAGCUCUCUGCUAUAUAUUCUAUACUUUUGAACUAUAAUUCUAUCAUAUUCAAAAAUAUGGUAUGGAAAUCUAGCUUCUAAGUAACUUGAGGAGGAAUUGUAUUCUUACAAAUAGCCUAAAAAUCCGUAACCAAAUGAAAAAUUCACAAAAAGGUGAAAAAUUAACCAGUAGAAACUACAGAUACACAUAUUACACAACCAAGUGCAUGAAACAAGUAACUUACCAAUUGCAUUGGGCACAAGCAUCUCUGUAAAGCCUAAUUUGUCGGCUAUUCACUUACAGAUUGUGAUAAUGAGGACAAGUGGUUAUUACGCGAUAGAUAUUAUGUUGUAUAUUACUGGACAUUGUUAAAGUUGUUAUUAGUCUAUUACUUGAUUCAUAUGAGAUUGGUAUUAGACAUUCCUGGUGGAUUACUUAUUACUAUAUUAAUGCGGGGUUUACAUUCCUUUUCCAUAAUUUUUGAUUAAGUUUGAUCAUGCGAGUAUAAUGAAAAGCUUAAUCACGUAAUUUAACCUGAAUAUUUUUCUUGUUCAUUGUUAUGAAGAUGAGCAAUAUUAUUGUGCUCAUCCAUCGAGCCUACCAGUAAUAUUUUAUUACUUCGACUCGUUUUGGCUUGAUACUUUAGACCUGCUAAGAGUAAUCCAAUAGAGUUGAUGAACAUUCACUGAAGUCGCGUAGUCUGCGAUCUUUCUCAUAUUUUUUAUAAACAUGUACUGAAUUCUUGUGCCAAUAUUCGCCUACAAACUCAUCGUCAUUUACUUGAUCUUUUUAAGUUUCUGAUUUACUACUAAACCAGCAGAACUAUUUCUCUCUGUGAUUAUCGUACUAUUCUAUAAUUAUUAUUAUUAUUGUUAAAAAACGUCUCCUUUAUUUCUUUGUACUGUUUUCUAAUACUUAGUAUUAGUUUAUUAAGAUGCUUGUUCCUCUUCAUUUCAUUAACAGUUCUCUUGGUUUCUUUAUAGUAGUUGUACAACUACAAAAAAUAUAUAAUAUAUUUGUACUAUUUGUAUGAAGAUAUAAUACUUAUCUAUGUAAAUAAAAUUGAUUUCA
Molecule: messenger RNA, 2390 nt
Organism: Nilaparvata lugens (brown planthopper)
Lineage: Eukaryota; Metazoa; Arthropoda; Insecta; Hemiptera; Delphacidae
Product: putative tRNA (cytidine(32)/guanosine(34)-2'-O)-methyltransferase
Exons: 6
Coding region: 203-1078 (291 amino acids)
Biological process (GO): tRNA methylation; cytoplasmic translation
Cellular component (GO): cytoplasm
Molecular function (GO): tRNA methyltransferase activity
Source: RefSeq, a predicted model, not a curated record